Anopheles maculipalpis is the source of this 1324-nucleotide messenger RNA. RefSeq lists its product as uncharacterized. The coding region runs from base 91 to 1260 and encodes 389 amino acids. NCBI's taxonomy places the organism in Eukaryota, Metazoa, Arthropoda, Insecta, Diptera, Culicidae. The record is from RefSeq and is a predicted model, not a curated record. The transcript has 3 exons.
AAACUGUGUAUACCGGCGGGAUAUUAAAAACAAUUAGCAAAAGCUGGAAAGUAUUGUGUUUUUCUACAUUCGUUUAUCAAAUUCAGAGCAAUGAGCAACCGUAAAAAUAGACUGAGUCUAUCGAAGGACCUUCACAAGGAUAAAGAUGCAAAAACACCGAUGGCACGACGCACUUCCGCACGCUCAGCCAAGGGCAAGGCAAGUCCGGACGUGCAAAGGCAUGAUGAUAGUUAUGAAGUGUCGCCAUCACAGGGAAGUGACUAUUCGCCCCUGAUUUCGCUCACACAGGACACUUCCUUUCACGCCAUAAACGGUGUGUCGUGGGAAUGGAACAGCCCGCAGCGUCUUCGCGAGCAGCAGCGAUUAAAAAUUGCUGCUGCACCCGGCAACGGCCAUCACCACCACCAGAACAAACUUCCACUCAGGCCAAAGUAUUCGGAUAUACCGGAUACGGCACCGGUGAAAAAAGCAACCGGAUUUAACAAGUUCAUCUCGAAGUUGAAUCUUCUGAUGGAGAAGGAAAACGUCGUGGAGGAACAGCUGAAUGCACCCAUAACUGAUCCAGUUCCAGAUCCGGAAGAAUCUUAUUUCGGCGAGGAGUUUUUCGUUGAUAGCGAUACAAAGCAAAGCAUAGCAACCACUAAAAGUGAGGACAGUGAUGAUGAUAUCUUCCAAGAGCACGCUAUUGGAACUCCGGUUAAAAAGAGUGCCUCCAACACAACCGCUGCUGAGUUGGACGAUUCCAAGCUGGAUAAUUUGCUGAUCGAAGCUAGCCAGACGAUAGAAGAAAAGCUGAACCAACCUACAUCUCCACCACCACGCCCAGCGGCGUCGUCUCCGCCGCAACAAAAAAUACAACCAUUCGCUCCGAGGUCAAAAGUAAACGUACCCCUCGCUGCACUUCCGAUUGAGAUGAACGAUUCAGAUAUGGAUGGGUUUCUGGUGCAGGCAUCGCUGAUGGUUGAAGAAAAACUGAGCGAUAGUUCGCAGGAAUCGUCUUCAAAUAGUAACGUGCGUCCAACAACCGUGAGUCGCACGGAAACCGUUACUUCAAGCCAUCAUUCCCAAUUACCAGGUCCAAUUGCAGAUAAAAGGGACACAAAAUGUUCAACAUCUUCCUCUAGUGAAGGUACGCGGGAAACGACAAUGUCACAGGAAGAGCUGAAGGCACUGAUCGAAAAGAAGCGCCAGGAAGCGCUACGACGAUUACAAAACAAUCGAUUAAAACGGGUCAUGAAAGGCGCCAACACUCAUGGAUGAAAGUGAUCGAACGAAACAGGGUUUUUUUCUUAAUUUGUUAUGAACAAUUUACAAAGUAUAAUAA